AAUUCUCGGGUUCCUAAUUACAACGCGACAAUUUUUCAAAUCACGAUGCAAAGUUGCGAUGAAUCUUCACCACGACAAACAAACAUUGAACCAAUAGCUGCUAUUCCGGUUACUUCAUUGGAUGAGUCUGACUCUGAAGAGAUUUUAGCCGAAGGUGCUGCACUUCCAUCUAGUAAUUUUUCUGGAACCACACUUGCUCAAAAUUUAUCUCUACAAGGUAUCGCAAGUUCAACAAGGCUUGGUGAUGCCUCAGGGACUUCGUCAGAUUCUGCAGAUUCCUCAAAAAAAACUAAGGAAUACUCUGAAAAUGUUGCUAAAUCAUACGCUGCUCUUGCUGAGCCAAAAGGAUGGAAAAAUCCUGACAACUCAUUAUUUCCUAUAUCGGUGAACAAUCUUUGCAAUUUUUUGCGUGUCAAGAUGGCCACUAAUAAUUCCAGAAGUUUAGAUUGGUAUAUUGGGGGUCUUCACAGGUACCAGAAAAAUGUACUCAAAAUCCAAAAUUGGGAUGACGUUCGCAAACAUCCAAGUGUAAAGAGUCUGCUAAAUCAACUUAAAGGAAGAGAGUCACCUCCUGUAACUUUAGAAAAAGGAAAACGUAUUAAACAAGGAAUCGAUGAUGACAGUUUUGAAGUUGAAUCUACUGGCAUCGAUCUUUCUAAACCAUUGAACCCGAUUGAUUCUAAAAUUCCAAUUGAAAAUGUUCCUGAAUAUCGUAGUUCAUCACUCCCAUCUUCGUCUUCAAAACCUUUUGCUGAUGUUGGAUUUUCUUCAAUUAAAUCGGACGUUGAGAACGUUAUUAUAUCGCAAGAAUAUGAUCCAACUGUAUCAAAACAUAAUUCUGUAGAAAGAUACGACCCUAUGGUCGUUUCGAACUCGGAUGAUGAUGAUGAUCCUCAUUCUAAAA
Messenger RNA from Racocetra fulgida, 904 nucleotides. Lineage: Eukaryota; Fungi; Glomeromycota; Glomeromycetes; Diversisporales; Gigasporaceae. The record is from the annotation of a GenBank genome assembly.